GUACGGGGCUUCUCCAAACGUGUAAAACUUAAAAUAAAUAAAUUUGGUACGCCGCAAAUGGCAGAGUUUCGUCGCCGAAACCGAAACAAAAAGAAGGAUGACCAAUCCUCCGCUGUACUGACACCCGUCAUUAUAGCCCGCCGCGAGGAUCCCAGAAUUCUGCAGCCAAAGAUUCUCCUGAACAAAGAUCGGGACAGGGACAAGGAACGGGAGCGUGACCGGACUACGGAGCGGGAGCGGAACAGGGAGAAGGAUAAGGCAGAGGCAGAGCCGAGUCCCAACAGCACCCAGGAAACGCCUGCGACCAUUAAAACCCUGUACAUCAAUCGCACAAGCGAUGCCGUGCAGGCAGAUAAAUGUAACCUAGGCCUGAAUGGCCCAGGAGCCAGCGGAUCACCUGCCAAGGGUGGCCAUCUAGCGUCAGUCCCGUUGUCCACAUCCGUUUGCUCAGCUCUCGUCAGUACUCCACCAACUAGCCGCGAGAAAAACAACAGCAAUCCGGCUGGUGGAGCUAAUGCUGCCGGGGCCGCGGCAGGAGCCGCUCUCCAAGAGCCGCCACGCAUGAACCGUGCCACCCCUCUAAUCCUAGCCAAUGGCAUUUUCAAUGUCAACGCCCGCCGACUGUUUCACAAAACCAACACGGAUUUCACCGUCAUCGGUGUGCUAGGCGGUCAGUGCUCUGGUAAGAGCACUCUGCUCAAUCUGCUGGCCGCUGAGCGAUCGCUGGACUACGACUACUACCACCAUCUGCUCUCCCCGGAAGCAGAUUCCUGCAUCUUUCCCACUCGACACAAGAUCAAGGCGAAGGAAGCCCCCAAGAGUGUCUUGCGACCGCGCACGGAAACGUUUCAGUUCUUUAUCACAAGGGAGCGCCACAUAUUGCUUGACACGCCUCCACUCCUGACUGUAUCCAAGGAACCGGAUUAUCUGGAUCUGAAUUCCGUUGCCAUAAUGGCACAGCUCUUGAGUGUGUGCCAUAUUCUUAUCUUGGCCUUUGAUGGGUUGGCGGUGGAGCAAUUGAGACUAAUAAACGCUGCGCUUAGAUUGCGACCAAGAUUUCCCUGUAAAGGCUACGUGCCGGAUCAUCUGCCGCAGGUCCUGUUCGUCCGCACCCGUGCCCAGCGGCAAGACUUUGAGCCGCUGCACCGAGAACGACUAGACAAGAAACUGACACAUCUUUAUGGAGCCACUGGACUGCCAAUUUAUCGCGGUCGUGGUGAAGCCCGUACCCUGAACACUUUCCUGCUUCCGGAGGUAAGCGGUAAUGGAGCUACCGCUUACCAUGCACCCUUCGGUGAGAUGGUGCGUCAGUUUAGGGAGCGAGUUCUGGGAUCUACACGUGUUUCCAUGUGCCACACCAGCACUGAGCUCAGCGAGGCCAUCUGGUUUGAAAUUCUGGCGGAAAGUACGCGUAAAUCAGCGCCGAAUUUUGAAAAGAUCUAUGCGGACAUCAAGCUGCGUCACCUGGAUACGCGCCAGUGGCGUCCGGAUAACUGGCGUCCAACAGAGAGCUGAUCUGGGGAUUGAAGUUAAAUUAGUAGAACACUUAAGCUUGCUAUGUGUGAUGGGGUUGGGUUUCUAUAUUAUAAAAAGCACCCCCGCAGGGGGAGCGGAUUUUGAGCAUAGACGGUUGAUGACAUUAUAAUUUUAAAACGUAUGCUGGACUACCCAUUUUAUUUGAUUUAUUAUAAUAAUAAUACCAUAAAAACGGAGUGGAAUUCUGAAGUUGUUUGUUAAAGUAAAGACUAAAGACGUGUCAACACUUCUCAAGUAGUCUGUACAAAAUUCUUCCUAAAGUCGUUAAUGUUCGAUGUUGAAAUGAUAACAGCACGCGUUGAACAAAUAAAAAGUAUUUAUUUAAGGUUAA
Drosophila serrata is the source of this 1867-nucleotide messenger RNA. RefSeq names its product protein SMG9. Gene Ontology annotation, biological process: nuclear-transcribed mRNA catabolic process, nonsense-mediated decay. The record is from RefSeq and is a predicted model, not a curated record. Lineage: Eukaryota; Metazoa; Arthropoda; Insecta; Diptera; Drosophilidae.